UGGUGCAUUUUGGGGAGCUUGUUGAGGUUGUGGAAGAUCUUUUAUUUUUUCCGUUAUGAACGUUCAAAAAUAAAAGAAUAGAACCGGAAAAUCACUUGGAUGCUGAAGAAUGAGCGUGAGAGGGACCCCUGAAAGUAUAAUUAAAAAUGAGAAAGAGGAGUUUUCACAGAGAGAAAAAAUUAAGGUGGAAAAUGACUUGGAUAGCAAGGGAUAUGAAGCCAGUCAAAUCGCCCAAGUAUUUAUUAAAGAUGAGAGAAACCAUUCGAUUGAUACAGAUGACACUGUUUCAGACAGAAUUUAUAAUGGAUGUGAUACCAUGGUAAAUUUUGAUCCUACUGUUUUUGAAAUGCAAGAUGAUACAAAAGAGUUGCAAAUGCAUACAGAUAAUAACAAAUACCAAGUAGCAGAUAUUUGUGAGCAAGUGAUGAUUAUUAAAAAAGAAAAUGUUGAAUAUGAAAACACAGAAAAUGUUUCAAACAGCAUAACAAAUGAGCAUAAUUUUACUUACCCUUGGAUGAAAUGUGAAGUUGUUGAAGAACUGCCGGAAAACGAUUUGGGCGCUGAGACCUGUGAAAUUACAGGAAUCACUGACAAAAAUGAGGAUGAUCACAUUUUGAAAAAAAAUUUGGCAGAAGGUGGCCAUAAGAAAAAUAAAUGUAUUCACUGUAAUCAGUCAUUCAGAUAUAAGAGAACUUUAAAUAAUCAUAUAAUUAAUAAACAUCCUGAGUAUAUUGCAUCUGUUUCAAGUAAAAUACAUGAAUGCACACAUUGCUCCUAUAAAACUACCAUCAAAGAUAAGUUUACUAGGCAUAUAUUGAAACACCCUGGUCCAGAUGGUAGUUGUAAGCUUAGUGUGUGUAUUCACUGCAACAGGACGUUCAUAGAUAAGUCAAAUUUAGAUGAUCAUAUAAUUAAGAAACAUCCUGAGCAUAUCGCAUCAGUUUUACGAAAAAUACUCGAAUGCUCACAUUGCACUUACAAAACUAUCAUCAAAAGGGAGUUAGAUAAUCAUAUACUUAGAAAACACCCGGAGUAUAUUGCAUCAGUUUUAAGGAAAGUACUUGAAUGUGCACAUUGCACUUAUAAAACUACCAUCAAAAGGGAGUUGGAUAGUCAUAUAAUUAAGAAACACCCUGAAUAUAUUGCAUCAGUUUCAAGUAAACUACAUGAAUGUAAAUAUUGCCCAUUUAAAGCCACUUCAAAGUGUUAUUUAGCUAGACAUAUGUGGAAGCAUCCAGGGGCAGAAGGGAGCUGUGAGCCUAAAACGUGUAUUUACUGUCACGCGACAUUCAAGUGGAAGAAAAAUUUAGAUAAUCAUAUAAUUAAGAAUCAUCCCGAGUAUAUUGCAUCAGUGUCAAGUAAAAUACAUGAGUGCACACAUUGCUCCUAUAAAACUACCCUCAAAAGCGAGCUUACCAAGCACAUGCUGAAACAUCCUGAUGCAAUAAGUUGCAAUAUGCUCAAUGUGUGUAAUCACUGUAAUACAACAUUCAUGAACAAGAUUAAUUUGAAUGAUCAUAUAAUGAAGAAACAUCCUGAACAUGCUGCAUCAGUUUCAAGGAAAAUACAUGAAUGUAAAUAUUGUGAAUAUAAAACAACUUUAAAGGGGCAUUUAGCUGAACAUAUGGCCAAGCAUCCAGAGGCAGAAAGUGAGCUCAAAUCAUGUAUUCACUGUAAUGGCACAUUCAGAAGUAAGGCAGUUUUAGACAAUCAUAUAAUUAAGGAACAUCCCAAUCAUAUUGCAUCAAUUUCAAGCAAAAUACAUGAAUGCAAAUAUUGUGAAUUCAAAACCACCUUAAAAGAUCGUUUAGCUAAACAUAUGGGGAAGCAUCCAGGUGCAGAAGGUGGCUAUGAUCUUAAAACGUGUACUCACUGUAACGCGACGUUCAAGUCUAAGAAAAGUUUGGAUAAUCAUACAAUUAAGAAGCACCCUAACGACGUUGCAUCAGUUUCAAGUAAAAUACAUGAAUGUAAUUAUUGCACAUAUAAGACCACCACAAAAGGUCAUCUAGCUAUCCAUAUGGAGAAACAUCCAGACGCAGAAAGUGUGAGCUAUGAGCGUAAAACGUGUAUUCACUGUAAUGCUACAUUCAAGCAUAAGACAGACUUGGAUGAUCAUAUAAUUAAGAAACAUCCUGAGUAUAUUGCAUCAGUUUCAAGUAAAGUUCAUGAAUGCCCGUAUUGUGCCUAUAAAACUACAAUCAAAAGGGAUUUUACUAGGCAUAUGUUGAAACAUCCUGAUGCUGCAUACACCAGUUUCGAUAUAAUGUAUAAUGCGUAUGACACAAUGGUACAUUUUGACCCUACUGCAAUGAGAUUUGAGGAGAGUAGUGAGGGAGUUCUUGAAAUGCCAGAUGAGGAUGAGUUGCAAAAGGAUAUAGAAAAUUGUGAACCACAAGUUAUUAAAAAUAAUAUAGAUGAAUAUGAGUGCAUAGAUGUAAACGGUAGCGGCUACUAGUCAUGUGUCGACCAUGAACACUAAUCUAGUGAGCGAUUUGUUACAAAUGACUGCAGCGUGCAUCAAAUGACAUCAUGCUUGUCAUACUAACAUGGUGCUUAAAUUUAUAACAAUGUGUCAAAUAUGUUAGAAAAGCUGCAGUGGAUAUAAUCCUGUUUUAGCACAGGAAAUGACGAUUUUACUAAACCCUGGACAAAAUCUGAAGCUGUGGAAGAACUAAAGUUAGAAAACUGUUUGGACACUGAGGCUUGUACAGAAACUAGUGAGGAAUGCAUCAAUAAAAUUGAGAAACAUCCUAAGGCACAAGGAAGUCAUAAGCCCUAUGUGUGUAUUCACUGUAAUGAAACAUUCAGAAGAAAGAGAAGCUUAGAUGGUCAUAUAUUUAAGAAACAUCCUGAUUUUGCUCCAUCUAUUUCUAGUAAAAUGCAUUUAUGUGCACAUUGUGCAUAUGGAACUACCAAGAAAGAUCAUCUAGUUAGUCAUAUGCUGAAACAUCCCGGGACUGGAGCAAGUAAGCCCAAUGUGUGUAUUCAAUGUAACAGAUCAUUCAUGAGCAAGAUAAAUCUAGGUGAUCAUAUAAUUAAUAAACACCCUGAACAUAUUGCGUCAGUUUCAAGUAAAAUACAUGAAUGUACAGAUUGCACUUAUAAAACUACCUUCAAAAAUAGAAUGGCUAGACAUAUGUCGAAACAUCCUGAUGCAAAAAGUAGCUAUACGCUCAAAAAAUGUGUUCAUUGUGAAGCUAAAUUUUCAACUAACAUUCUUCUAGGUAAUCAUAUAAUUAAUAAACAUCCAGACUUCAUAGGAUCAGUCUUUAGUAAAAUACAUGAGUGUACACAUUGCACUUAUAAAACUACCGUCAAAGGUAAUCUGGCUAUACAUAUGUUGAAACAUCCUGAUGCAAAAAGUAGUUAUAAGCUAAAUGAGUGUAUUCACUGUAAUAGAACAUUCAUUAGUAAGAAAAGUUUGAAUGAUCAUAUAAUAAAGAAACAUCCUGAGCAUACAGCAUCAGUUGCAAGUAAAAUACAUGAAUGUAAAUAUUGUGUAUUUAAAACGACCUCAAAAACUGAUUUACUUAGGCAUAUGCGGAAGCAUACAGGUGCGUAUGAGCCUAAAGGGUGUGUUCACUGUGACGCAGUGUUCAAAGAUAAGAAAAGCUCAGAUAAUCAUAUAAUAAAUAAACAUCCCGAGUAUGCUGCAUCAGUUACAAGUAAAAUACAUGAAUGUAAAUAUUGCAUUUUCAAAACCACCUUUAGGGAUCGUUUAGCUAGACAUAUUUGGCAGCAUCCAGGGGCAGAGGGUAGAUGUAAGCUUGAAACGUGUAUUCACUGUAACAGAACAUUCAGUAGUAAGAUAAAUUUGCAUGAUCACAUAGUUAGGGACCAUCCUGGGUAUAUUACAACAGUUUCAAGUAAAGUCCAUGAAUGCAUAUAUUGUUCUUAUAAAACUACAUCCAAGAAUAAGUUUAGUAGGCAUAUGAAGCAUCCCGAUUUUUCGCCUGUAGAGGUAAUCGCGUAGACGAGAUUCCCUCAACAAGCACUAGAGACGUGGCUAGAGAAGUGCAAGUAUCAAAAACUAAAGUGUGGCAAACGCUGCGUGAAGAGGGGCUGUAUCCGUUUCACGUCCAACGUGUACAAGCCCUUCAACCUGACGAUUUUCCAGCAAGAGAGCGGUUUUGUGAGUGGUUGUUGCAUCAACAUGACAAUAAUCCGGACUUUUUGAAGUGCAUAUUGGUGACAGACGAAUCUACAUUCACGCGUAAUAGGGUGAAUAACUUUCGCAACACUCAUGUUUGGUCAGUAGAAAAUCCGCACGCUGUCCGUCCGGCACAUUUUCAACAAACAUUUUCGGUGAAUGUUUGGGCUGGCAUGGUGCGUCUGCUCGGUAGUGCAUCAGCUGAUUUCAUUUUCUGUUGGAGCGGUAUGAUUUCGGGCAGAGACGUACUUAGCCCUUCUCGUCAACUGGAGAGCGAGUACUUUUUCCUUUAUUUUUUUUUACUUGGUCGCCCUCGUUUCACUGCACAUUACCUUUGUUAUUUCAAGGGUAGUUGUUUCUGAAAAGGAAAACCCCAACUUUGCGGACACCCUGUAUAUUGGUAAAAAUAAGUCAGCGGUCGUAUACGCCCGCCGCGGGAUAACUGACAUUAUCAUUCCCUUAGUACCAAGCGGUCGUCCUAGCAGUCUUUUGCGAGUUUGAAUUUGUGAACUUCGGGUCAAAAACAUGAAAUAAAAAUACUUUGCAAUUAGGUUAGUUUGUUUUUGUUGAUCGUAGCGUUCAGUGAAAAAUAACAGAGUUGCGUGAGCAACUGGUAUUAUCACCUCUGAAUUACGAUAACACCUAUCUACCGAAAUCCCGACCACACCAGACCUCAAUAGCCUCAAAAAGAUAUUCUAUAUCGAAGAAAAUAGGCGCCUUCGAUAAAGUGAAGAAAUACUGCCGAGGUCGCUAUGCUAAAAAAGUGCAAAUUGAAAUUCUAAAAGGCAGGGUAAAAAAAGUCAUCACCUACUGUGCAUCAUGCGAAGGUGAACCUCACUUUUGUUUAGACUUUUUCAACCUACACUUAUUAAAAUAAUAUUCAGUCACCUUAUGUAAAUCGAGGUAUUCAAUAGCCUUGUUUUGUACUAAAUUCCCCGGGGUUCCACCUUGCAUAUGUUUUUUAUAUAUAUUUUUCAAUGAAAGUUAAAAAACGACUUCAGACAUUUCACUUUCGCUUGUAAGCUACACCGAAAACCGCUAACUUAAGCUAGGCGUGUAUGCCACAGCGGUCUUCUGCCAUAAUAAUUAUAUGCCUAUCAAAGACCGUUGGCACAGCAUAAAUGAAUUUUGAAGGUAAGUGUGGAACGGUCGCAUACGACCGCCAUGGCAUGGUGGGAUUAUUUGCAGGCGGUCGUAUGCGGCAUUCAACCUGUUAAAUAAUCAUAUAAUCAAGAUACAUCCUGAGCAUAUUGCAUCAGUGUCAGGUAAAACACAUGAAUGCACACAUUGUUCUUACAAAACCACCAUCAAAAGGGAGUUAGAUAAUCAUAUAAUUAAGACACAUCCUGAGCAUAUUGCUACAGUUUCAAGCAAAAUACAUAAAUGCCCACAAUGCACUUACAAAACUGCGGUCAAAUGGAACUUAAAAAGUCAUUUAUGUGAAAGAUAUAUGGGGAAGCAUAGGGGCUGAUGAUACCUGUAGGGCAAUGAAAAAUAAAAAACGAAAAUAAUAGCUGUUUUGUUAAAAAGUUAAACAUCACAUUCGCAGCAAAUACUGUAUAGAUUUAAUGCACAACUGUUUUAUAAAUACAUUGAGAAUGCAUUACUCCACUGAUUGUAGGGUUGUACCUAUGUCAACGUGUUA
Messenger RNA from Acanthoscelides obtectus, 5798 nucleotides. NCBI's taxonomy places the organism in Eukaryota, Metazoa, Arthropoda, Insecta, Coleoptera, Chrysomelidae. The record is from the annotation of a GenBank genome assembly.